Messenger RNA from Moneuplotes crassus, 889 nucleotides. The record is from the annotation of a GenBank genome assembly. Lineage: Eukaryota; Ciliophora; Spirotrichea; Euplotida; Euplotidae.
GUAUGGUAUUCCUUAUCUAAUAAAAUGAAUCCUUAGUGCCUUCUAAUUAUAAAAAAUACAUUAAUCUACUUCUAUCCACUUCUUCCUAACCUCAAAAUUUGAUAGAAGUACAGUCAAGGCAAAGGAAAGACGAUUGUUGAAAACAGGAAACUUAAAGUAAACAAAGCAGUUGGCAAUUUUGAUCUCAAAAUUCCACUCAACAAUGAUCUUAUUAUCGAUCAAUUUAGAAGUACUAAGAAGUUAUCACUUAAAUAAGAGUUUCAGACCUACUCUAAGCUUAAUCAUGUUCAAACCACAAACAAAGAAGAGUCAAACUCUUCCAAAAUAUUCAGAGUCGAACACCUUAUCCAAGAAAAGAGAGAAACUAAAGAAUCUAAUUUGUUCCAAAUGUCCCAGAGCCUUCAGAAGAAGUAUGCCCAACCUCCGAAACCAGAGUAACCCUCACAGGCUGAGUAUCUUACAUCCCUGAUUUACCCCAGGAUUAAAGAAACCUAUCGAUAACACUCUUUCUAAGAAGAGAAAGCCUAAAUGCAAGAAGGUGAAGUAUUCUUGGAUAUCAAAUAAAGGAUCGAAAUUUACCCAAAACAGGCGGUCUCAAAUCGUACAAUCAAUGCUUGAUAUUCAACCUAUCUUUACAGAAACAGCAGAAGUCAUUGCUAAUAGAAUCAAAAACUUCCAAAGGUUAGGAUGAGCCUACCAGACUACCAUGAGUAUUCAGACCAUCAAUGCAGAAGUUUCGAAAAGAUCGUUCGAUAGACUCAAAAGAUAGUCAUGAUGAAGCUCAAUGACUCUUUCAGACUUCCCUGAGUUAGCACAUGAAGGAUGAUUUGACUUUAAAGAGUACUCCUGAUUGCUGAAAAGUAAUGUUCUAAAUUUCAAUGAUCUUAAA